Molecule: messenger RNA, 3759 nt
Organism: Nannochloropsis gaditana CCMP526
Product: calcium-independent phospholipase a2-gamma
Exons: 18
Coding region: 46-3120 (1024 amino acids)
Biological process (GO): fatty acid metabolic process
Cellular component (GO): membrane
Molecular function (GO): glycerophospholipase activity
Source: RefSeq, a predicted model, not a curated record
GGUCCCCUUCCUGUCUACACGCCGACCGCCAUAUCCGAGUACCGCAUGGUGAAGACGCGAGACUCCUUCUUCCCUCCCUUCGUUUUGGGCACUCUGGAACGCCUCGAUCAGGUGGGAACGCGCGGCUUCUCCCCUCCUCCAUGUCCUCCCACUCUCUUUUUCGUCUCCGUCCUUGUGGGGGCCAUGACCCUCGUCCCAUUUGCUGCUGUCUGUGCUGACCCUUGUUUGCCCUGCCUCCGUUCGUCCACCUCCUUCCUCCGCCUCCCCCCGCAGGCUCGCGUCGCCGUCACCAGUCUCUUCGCGCCUCAGCCGGCCAAUGCCGCAGGCACCCCCACCUCCCCGGGCACCUCCCCCUCCUCCUCGGACGAGCCGCAAGAGGAGUUGGAACGCAUGGUCUUCGCACGGCGGGCCGCGGCGCGCCGGAGAGAAGAGGAGAAGAGGAAGGAAGAGGAGGCGGAAGCCCUCGAGGAGGACGGGGGCGACAACGUCUUUGUAUGGGCCGGGAAAGCAGUGGGCGGAUGGGUGGGGGGCCUCUUCGGGGGAGGUAGAGGGAAAGAGGAGGCAGGCAACGAAGUGGAGAGGAUGCGCGCUCCCUCAUUGCUGAUGGAGGAGAAGGAGGUUGCAGAGUCCAUCGCAGCGGGAGAGGGGGAGGCAGGGAAGGAGGGAGGGGCCUGGGGGGUCUUCUCGUUUUUCUUCCCCCUUCCCCGUCCGCCUCGCCGCCCGCUCAGUCCGAUCCUGCCUCCGGAAAAGGAGCGGAGGGCAUGGAAGGCCGCGACGGGGAAGGCAAAGCGCCGGUGCUUGCGGUCUCGGCCUCCCCUUCAACCUCGACGCGAGACGUUCCGAGAUUGUCUCCCCGAGAAAUGGCUUUCGAUGGGCGGGAGCAGAGGGGCGUGGGAGUGGACGGUGGUUGCUCAAGGCCCUCCUGAACUCUCUGGCCUGCCCUCCCGCCCUCCCUUUCUCCCUCCUCAGGACUGGUAUCUGGCGCGCGCCUCGGAGAAAAUGGCGCCGAUAUCACCCACCUCGCCCCCCAUUCCUUCCUACUGGGAAGACAAGGCCGGCGAGGAGGGAGAAGAAGGAACCUCCCUCGCCAGUGCGGGCAGCAGGCUCCUGCUUCAAGAUGCGGGGGGACUCGGCUUUCUCGUGAGAGGCUUGACGAUUACCAGCCCUCCCAACCCGGAUCGAGCGCAGGCCCUUGAAACGCUCUGUCGACUCCUGCGCCCACGGACCAAAGCCCCUCCCGGCGCCUCCACCUCACCAUCGUCCGGUGCUUCCUCGUUUUCAGGGAAAGGGGGAGACGUCGAGGAGGGAAAUGACAGAGGCCGGACUCCCUACGACAGCGACGGCGAAGGGGAGUGGGGAGAAUCCGAGGACGAGCCCAACGAGGAGAGCUCUCCGGGUGGGGUCGUGAUGGCAGCUCUGACGGAGGACAAGGACAUGGAGCUCGCUCUCAUCCGCGUCCUCCUUUCCCUCGUAGAAGAGCCUCUUGGCAUCAGCGUUUCGCGUCUCACCGGCCUUGGCCGAAGCCAUUCCUCGAUCGAGGAGCUUCGGUGCCAACGGGCGGCCAUCUACUUGCUCUACACGAUGUGUCUAGCUUCAGAGAGGGCAAUAGAGGCGUUGCAGACGGAAGGGCGCCUCAUCCCUGCCCUCCAGCAGAUCCUCCGGGAGCGUCUGUUCGAGGAAGGGCCCAUGAGUGUAUAUCACACUAUCCACAAACUCUUGAGCAUCGUUGGGUACCACGAAUGGAAACCCCGUCAAGCGGGUCAGAAGGGCCUCCGAAUCCUUUCCCUAGAUGGUGGGGGAACGCGGGGUGUGAUGACCAUCGCCCUCCUUUCUCAUUUGAUUGAGGCAACGGGGAAGGAGGUGCAUGAGCUUUUCGACAUUAUCUGCGGAAAUUCUACGGGCGGCAUCCUCGCCGCACUUUUUGCUGUUAAAGCCACCAAAGUGAAGGAGGCGGGUCGCCUUUACGACGAAUUGAUCAAGAAAAUAUUCAACAAAAGCCCCGCUCCUCUCGCCUACAGCAACUUGGUCCUACGUACCGCCCAGUACAACGAGAACGUAUGGGAGGAUGUCCUGAAAGUCCUGAUAGGGGAGACUCUCCUUAUCGACACGAUGGGCGGGCCGCAGGGUCUGAAUACCCCCAAAUUCUUCGUCCUCUCCUCUGUGCUCUCUUGCAACCCCGCAAAACUUUUCAUGUGGCGCAACUACAACUACCGACGCGCUCAACGGAGUCGCUACGAGGGCGAUUUCAGAGCCAAGGUCCGAGAAGCCAUUCGAGCCACAACGGCGGCCCCUACCUACUUCUACCCCCUUGUGCGCGGCGGGAUGGUCCACUCUGACGGCGCGCUCCUGGCCAACAACCCCACAGCCAUCGCCAUCCACGAGGCCAAGAUAAUCUAUCCCAAUGUUCCGAUCGAGGCCGUGGUCUCGGUCGGUACCGGCAACGUCUUGGAGCCCCAGCCCGUCGAAGGCUUCGGUUGGGCGCCCAUUUUCAAUCAAAUCAUUAACAGCUGUCACACAUCGAUCACAGUUAAUUUUACUCCCUUUCCUUUCUUUAUCCUCCCUCGCUCGCUCCGCUUCUCUGUCAGCGCCACCAACACGGAGGCUGUGCACGACUCAUUGGCCGACUUCCUUCCCCAAGACCGGUACUACCGUUUCAACCCCAACAUCGAGAACGUCUCCAUCGACGAGGUGGGAAUCCGGCCUGAGAAACUGGCUUAUUUGAAAGCGACUGCCAAGGAGUACUUCCAGGAUCCGAGGAACAAGGAGCGCCUCGAUCAGCUCAUCAAGCUUUUACAGCCCAAGAAAAGUACCCGUUCUCCCCUUGCCUCUACCUCUUCCGGCCCCUCCUCUUCUCCUUCCUCCUCCCCUACUGCCGCUUCUUCAAGAGCUCAGUCCACCCCCACCGAAGGCAGAAAGUCCAGCACUGCGACCACGAGUAGAGCGAUGUCGUCGAAGAAGGCUUCGAGUCUCUCAGCUUCCCCCAAAUCUCCUCCGAAUGGCACCCCUUCUUCCUCUUCCUCUACCAAUCUGCCCUCCUCGACGUCCUCCUCAACACCGUCAUCCUUUGGGAAGCCUACGCGAAGCAGCCAAUCUUCAAAUCCACGCACAGCGGCCGUUUAAUGAGGGCGAAGUUUGUCUCUUCGAAAUUAAGGUCGACACAAAAAAGCGGGAAAACGACAGCGAGAGAAUAUCAAUGACUGUUCACAUGAAGGGUGCUCCACGACUGUACAGACAUACGUCAAAAGGAAACAUAAGAGGCAAUGCGUGCUUAAGGUGACCAUGCUCUGCGACGGCAUGACAUGCGAAAUUCAUCACAUACGUCCCAAAGAAUCAGUGGCUGGUGCGACGGACAGGGAAGUGGGAACACUUGUAAAAAAACAAACCCAGCAUGCCAGCGCACUAUUAUCAAAUCCAUGAUACUGUAGCUUUCUUCUUCGAAUGAGACACGAAAACAGUAUGCAAGGCGGAAGUGUAUCUUUUGAUGAAGCCUUUACCUCUUCAUCCUCGUGCGCACAAGGUCAUACCAGGAACAAUAAGGAAUGAACGUGUGAUUUGUAAUGUAUUGGACGUGUUUUCUUGUUUUGAAUCCAACAUGAAUGAAACGUAGAGGUAGUCAACCCUCCCCAAAAAUGCGUUUUGGACUCGUUUCGUAAAAGCGCUUCUCCCCCGGUAUGAGUGUAUGUUACAGGAAGGCAGGAGGUCAAAAUAACUGUUUGCAAGAUUCCUUGCAAAGCCUUUACAGAGAAUGGUUUCUCUGUU